AAAUUCAUUUCAAUGCCGAGCGUUUACUUUCUCUCGCACUUCUCCCUUCUAAAACCCUAGUCUCCCAGAACCUUGGCCGCCCUCUUUUUCUUCCAUCAUCAUCAUCAUCAUCAUCCAGAUCCAUGGAGUUUUGGGGUAUUGAAGUUAAGGCUGGACAGCCUAUUAAGACAGACCCUGGUGCCAAUUAUGUCAUCCAUCUUUCUCAGGCUUCACUUGGCGAGACAAAGAACAAAGCAGAAUCUGUUCCCCUAUAUGUGAAUGCUAAUGGGAAGAAACUCGUUCUUGGAACACUUUCCCACCAGAAUUUUCCUCAGUUAUCGUUCGAUCUAGUAUUUGACCAAGACUUUGAGCUCUCACACAACUGGAAAAAUGGGAGCGUCUAUUUCCUUGGUUACAAAACUUUUGUGCCAGAGGAAGGUACUGAUGAUGAAUUUGAUAUGUCUAGUGAGGAGGAGGAGCUUCCUAUGGCUGCUGCAGAAAAUGGAAAACCCAAGACAGAUCCAAAAACAGCCAAGGCUAAUACUGGGAAGCCUGAUGCUGUAAAAAAUGCUGUCAAGAUAGCAGAACCAAGCAAUGACAAGAAAACUGAGGAGGGUGAUGAUGAUAGUGAUUCUGAGGAUGAAAGUGGUUCUGAUGAGGAAGAUGAUUCUGAGGAUGAAGAUGAUUCUGACGAGAUGUCUAUGGAUGAAAGCUCAGAUGAUGAGGAUGAAGAGACACCUAAGAAGGUUGAGUCAAGCAAGAAGAGACCUGCAGAAGCUGCCGCAACCCUUGUUUCUGCAAAAAAGGCAAAAUCUGCUGCGACACCUCAGAAGACAGAUGGUAAGAAGGGUGGUCACACAGCAACACCACACCCAUCAAAGCAGGCAGGCAAAACUUCUGCAAAGAGUCCAAAGUCUGAUGGUCAAUUCUCUUGCGGAUCUUGUAACAAGUCCUUCGGCUCUGAUGGUGGUCUAGAAUCUCACAAGAAGGCCAAGCAUGGUGGCAAAUGAGGUGGUGUUACAUGCUCUUAUGUGCUUGUUUAAUUUUGGGAGAAGAGAUGGUUUUGGUAGUAAACGAGGGGUUUAUGGUUAAAAAAAGACAUUGCAGGAUCCCUACUUCUGAUUCCAAACUAUCAUUUUCGAUUUUAUCUUUAGAUUGUAAUAUUGUCUAUGUUCUAUUAUUAUCUGUUUGCAUUAACAUGUUCAUGAUUAAAGGUUAAUGUUUUGGUAGCUAUAUAAAUGAACUUUCGCA
This is a messenger RNA of Durio zibethinus, 1230 nucleotides long. RefSeq names its product histone deacetylase HDT1-like. The record is from RefSeq and is a predicted model, not a curated record. Lineage: Eukaryota; Viridiplantae; Streptophyta; Magnoliopsida; Malvales; Malvaceae.